AAGCCGAGAACGAGAAGAGAAGGGCGGGAAGAUUAGAAAGGAAGCGAGCGUGGAAAAACAGCUCUCUCUCUCUCUUUUUUUGAUUUUUUGGAGAGGGGGGCUGUUUUCCUGAACUCCCCUCCCUCCCCUUCUUUCCCUGCUGUCUCCCCCCCUCCCCUUUUGCAAUUACCACCCGGGUUGCCCGUGUGCGCGCGUGAGUGAGUGAGUGUGCAGAGACACGCGCAAAACCCACCCCGAGGACGAGGCUCAUCCAUCAUUGGAGGCUGACAUUUCUCAGUCCUGGAUGGGCAGCCGCGGCGGCAAACGGCAGAAGCCCCAGAUCUACUGGGGAGAAAGCGGGGAGAUCUCUCGCUCCAUCUCGGCGGCCCCUCGGUCUUCGUCUGCCCUUUGCCCGCCCCCCCCCAGGCCCCCACUUCCACGCCAACCUCUGACCGAGCCCCCGCUUGCCUCCUUGCCAAGAUUUCCUUAAAACGCACUUAAAGGGGGAGGAAAAAAAAAAACACACACACACACACAAAGACCCCAAAACCCAGGACUUCGGGGGAAAAAAAGGAUGGCGUGGUUUUCUUCGGGUUUUUAAUUUUGUUUUCUUUAGUAGAGCGAUCCGUUAGAUCGCUCCUCUCUGGGGUGGAGAGAGAGAGAGAGAGAGAAAGAGAGACUCGAUCCCAAAGCAAACUCUUCUUGGCCAAGAGUUUCCUCCUGGCUCUCCUUCGUCCCGGCGGCUUGGAUUUGAUGGGGCUGCAGCAAGGGGUCGAGAUGAAGCUUCGGUGUUGGGGAGAGAACUGACGCCUUCUCUGGCUCCCCCCGAACCCCGCUUCUCCCGGGGGGAGACGCCAGGAGGAAGAGAAACCCUGGAGAAAAAACUCGGGAGCGUCUCAUGGCCCAAAGGUACGAUGACUUGGUACAUUACGCCGGAAUGGACGGAGGGGUCUCUCUGCCGGCCUUCGGAGACCCCCAUUCGGGCCGGGGUCUGCAACAUCACGCUUUGAACCAGGGCGGCCCUUAUGGAUCGGCGGGAGUUAACCACCGGCCGGGGAUGCCUCCGGGACUGGGCACCAACGACGCCUUGAAGCGAGAGAAGGACGAGAUUUACGGACACCCUUUGUUCCCUCUGCUGGCCCUGGUCUUUGAGAAAUGUGAACUGGCCACCUGUUCUCCAAGAGACACGUCUGGUUCUUACCCCGGAGGAGAUGUCUGCUCAUCGGAUUCCUUCAAUGAAGACAUCGCUGUCUUCGCCAAACAGGUUAGGACAGAAAAACCUUUAUUUUCUUCCAAUCCUGAACUGGAUAAUUUGAUGAUCCAGGCUAUUCAAGUGCUGAGAUUUCACCUUCUGGAGUUAGAAAAGGUUCAUGACCUCUGUGACAACUUCUGCCACCGCUACAUCACCUGCCUGAAGGGGAAGAUGCCCAUCGACCUGGUCAUCGACGACCGAGACGGAGGCUCCAAGUCGGACCUGGAAGACUUCGGGGGGGCUUGUCUCUCCGACCAGAGCAACUCCUGGAUCCGAGACCACGAUGAGACGGGGUCAACACCCUCAGGGACGCCGGGACCCUCCAGCGGUGGGAUUGCCUCCCAGAGUGGAGACAACUGCAGUGACCAAGGAGAUUGCCUGGAUAACAGCGUGGCCUCCCCCAGCACGGGAGAAGACGACGACCUGGACCGGGACAAGAAGAGAAACAAGAAACGUGGCAUUUUCCCCAAGGUGGCCACGAAUAUUAUGCGCGCGUGGCUUUUUCAACACUUGUCGCACCCUUAUCCCUCGGAAGAACAGAAGAAACAGUUAGCCCAGGACACGGGACUGACGAUUCUGCAGGUCAAUAACUGGUUUAUUAAUGCCCGAAGGCGCAUAGUUCAACCGAUGAUCGACCAAUCAAAUCGCACAGGUCAAGGUACGCCGUAUAGUCCCGACGGGCAGCAAAUGGGAGGUUAUGUUAUGGAUGGGCAACAGCGCAUGACAAUUCAUCCGCCAGGACCAAUGGGAAUGACGAUGGGUAUGGAGGGCCAGUGGCACUAUAUGUGAAAGUCUGAACUCUCUGUUGACGUCAGAGGGGAAGACUCCAGUUCUAGACUUGGUGACCUUGGAGAAGAAGACCCUUCCUGGUUUACAGGCACAGGAUUCACGGAGCAUCUGGAUCUGGCGUACCCUUCCUUUGGACUUCCCCUGCACUCAACAAGAAGGUCCUUCCUCCCCCAAUGGCACACAGCCGCUCUCUGCACUGCCAACACCGCCCCCUCCUCCAGGAGAGAACAUGCAUGGACCACGUGGCCCAUGCCUCUCCUCCCACGGCUCCCUCUUCCUUUUACUCCUUUCCCCAAAAGGAGGACCCUCCCAGCGACACGUCCCUCUGACUUCAAGGGUUCCAAGAUGGCCUUUAACCUGCCAAGGUUUAGGCACCAGAUGGUGGAGUGUGACAAGCGAGUCCUCCCAACAUCAGAAGAACGGACAGAUGGGACAGCACCGGUCAACUCCGGAAGAGAACUGCUGGGGUGGGGGAGAAGCAAAGGGGUUAAUUGUUAAGUUGUCAGUGUCUCUCUCUCCCUCUCUCUUUUUCUUCCCCCCACACAGAAAAUAUACGUGAGUCUGUACGCCCUUCUCUUCCCCCCCACCUGGGAGGUUGCUGUCGGCCACAUUGGCCGUGUCCAUCCAUCUUUUCAAACAAGACAAAAAUUCCCAAAA
This is a messenger RNA of Pantherophis guttatus, 2677 nucleotides long. It is a transcript of the gene MEIS3, whose product is annotated as Meis homeobox 3. Gene Ontology annotation, biological process: regulation of DNA-templated transcription. Lineage: Eukaryota; Metazoa; Chordata; Lepidosauria; Squamata; Colubridae. Gene Ontology annotation, molecular function: DNA binding. The record is from RefSeq and is a predicted model, not a curated record.